This is a messenger RNA of Mesorhabditis belari, 1497 nucleotides long. Lineage: Eukaryota; Metazoa; Nematoda; Chromadorea; Rhabditida; Rhabditidae. The record is from the annotation of a GenBank genome assembly.
AUGAUAGUCUCUCGGCAGCCUGAACUUGACGCUGAAAAAAAGAAAAAAGAUGAGGAAGAGAGUGAGAAAAAGAGAUUGCUUGAUGAGCAUGCAAAUGGGGUGAAUAGUUUAUUGGAUUGGUUGGAAGGAUCUGGAGAGAAAUGGCUUCAAUCGUUGCACGAGAUUGGCGAGAGUCGAGAUGAGGCAAGACAGCUCGUCAGAGAACACGAGCAAUUGACGACAAAGAGUCAAGAAGUCUCCCAGCAAGCUGAAGAGUUGGCCGAAUUGGCGCAACGCUUAACCGCCACAGCUCCCGAACACGCAAUUACACUACAAAAAUUCGUGACAUUCUUUUGUCAACGUCUACAAUUUUUCAUGAGUCGGGUGAAACGACAAGCUGAAAUGGUUAAUCGUAGUGAAAAGUUUCAUGAACAAAUGAGUGAGUUUUCGCGAAAAACCGACAACUUAUUGGAGUCUUUGUGCACGGAUUUGCACUGCUCUGAUCUCGCCGGCGCCGAGAUCGAAAGAAAACAAUUGGAGGAGAAAGUCGAGCAAAUGGAAAGCAUUUACGAAGAGGUGAUGGAUAUCGGCGCCGUCUUUGCUGAGGACCUGGCCACUCCCGAAAAAGGCCCAAUAAAGGGUUCGAGAAACUACGUCGCUGGCGUUGCUCACAUCAGGGAAAACAUGGCCGCCGCGAAGCACCGGAGAAAGAGAUGCCUAGACUUAGUGGACGUGCGCCGAUUGAAACUCGAACAGAUCAUCCGAUUGAGUACUUGUGAAAGAGAUGCAAAUCAGGCAAUUUCUUGGAUCGAAGAGCUUCAGGAGACGCUGAGACGAGACUACAAUCAAGUUGGCUGUGAUGAGACAGAGUUACGAGUGCUGAAAAAAGACCGGGAACAGCUUGAAGAUACGGCAAGAAGCACCUAUCACUACGGAAAAGAACUCUGCCAAGUGGCGCUCGUUUUGCGGCGAUCGUUGAGAAUGGACUCAAGUCCACAGAAACAACUAGCCGACAAGCUUGAGCACAUCUGGGGCCGUUUAACCCGAGCAUUGACUGAGCACGACGCCCGGACACACGUCUGUGCCGCUUUCAACUCAGCAUGUGUACAGAUCCUGAAACGCAUUGAUGAGCUGGAUCGACAGGCGAAAGAGUAUUUGUUGACUAAAGGACGGAGACAAGGCCCACCAACAUUACUUUUCUCAGUGGAGCGACGAAAGCUCGGCUCUGAUGUAGCCGAAUUGAGACACAUUGGAGAGAUGCUCGUCGCACAAACAAAUGCUAAUCAUGUUGCAAGUAAAGAAGCUCGAAGUGCAGCUGUUUCUCUUGUACGUCAAAAAGUGGAAGAGGUGGAAGAGAAACGAAAUCAGUUAGAGACGAUUAUUGACGGACGAUCAGUGCCUGAAGAGGAUCGUUUUCUCGUUCGUGGAGUGCCGACCUCAAUUCUCACGUCUACCACCGCACCUCCACAAGUCGAUCCACCUGGUCACAUUCGAAUUGGAGACAACGAAAGCUAUCUU